AUAACACUGGCUCAUGUGUGACUUCGUGUGGGACUCUUAAGAGCCCACGAGGGAUCUCCCACGGGUGCCUUCCCAUUGCACCAGGAGGAGGCCCUGAUGACCCCAACUUCCCCAGCCAAGGACCACCGACCUGAGGGUCCAGACCCCGAAGAGAAUCCAGAGAGAUGCGGUGGCUGGAGAGGGCAGAGUUGAAGCUGUGUAACCCUCACUCUCACUGGAGAGAUCUGGCCACCUGGACAUACAGUCAUUGUCAGGACUGAGGACUGCCAGGGGCCAGACUGGAUGCAGAGUCCCUAGAAGGGUAGUGUCCCUUCCUUGGGUGGUAACACUUAGACCCCAAGAAUCUGCACAGUGAGUCCACCUCCAGUGAGAAUUGAGAUGUCUCCUACAGUCCCUCACCCCAGUACCCUGCUCUACCUAUAGCUACAAAAGCAAUCCGGGCAUGGGAGGACCUGUCCCAGGCCAAAACCUGCUGAGAGCUCCUCAUACCUUCUCAGCAGGUGACAGGGUUCUGGUGCUGGACAGCGCCAGCUUCCCCUCCUGCUGGCCUGGCCCGUGCAGCGCUUCCCCAGGGACCUGUGCUCCCCAAGCUCCGCAGCUCCACACAGCCAGCUCCUUUUGCUGCAGGAGUAGCCUGGGCAGGACCACGAGGGCCAGCCAGUCCCCAGGGCCUGCCCCCGUGUUGCCGCCUCCCAUCUGCCCUGUGUGUAGCUUAUCAGGUAACCAGAGCCGGCAGCUGCGUCCACGCCUGAAACAGGAAGCCUGGCUGAGCCUGUGCACAAGUCACCAAGAACUGGGCCUGAGGAUGGAGGAGCAGCAGGCAUUGGUGGCCUCCAAGGACGGGGAUGUAGCCACCUUGGAGAGGCUGCUUGAGGCUGGUGCCUUGGGCCUGGGCUUCACCGAUUCCUUGGGGGCUGGCCUGGUACACCAUGCCACCCGGGCUGGCCACCUGGACUGCGUCAAGUUCCUGGUGCAGCGGGCCAAGCUACCCGGCAACCAGCGGGCCCACAAUGGGGCCACACCAGUGCACGAUGCUGCAGCCACGGGCAACCUGGCGGAGCUGUGCUGGCUGGUCCGCGAUGGGGGCUGUGGGCUGCAGGACCAAGAUGCCUCAGGUGUCUCCCCACUGCACCUGGCCGCCCGUUUUGGACACCCAGCACUGGUGGAGUGGCUGCUGCAAGAGGGCCACGCUGCCAAUCUGGAGACACUAGAGGGGGCCUUGCCACUGCACCACGCUGCUGUCAGUGGGGAUCUGACCUGCCUGAAGCUCCUGACAGCGGCCCACAGCAGCGGUGUGAACCGGCGGACCCGCAGUGGCGCCUCUCCGCUCUAUCUGGCCUGCCAGGAAGGCCACUUGCACCUGGCGCAGUUUCUGGUGAAGGACUGCGGGGCCGACGUGCACCUGCGCGCCCUCGAUGGCAUGAGUGCCCUGCACGCCGCAGCCGCCCGUGGCCACUACUCACUGGUCGUCUGGCUGGUCACAUUCACCGACAUCAGCCUGACAGCGCGGGACAAUGAGGGGGCCACAGCUCUGCACUUUGCCGCUCGGGAUGGCCACAUGCCCAUUCUAGACCGACUUCUGCUGAUGGGUUCCCCCAUCAUGAGAGACUCUUGGGGUGGGACCCCCCUCCAUGAUGCAGCUGAGAACGGGCACCUGGAGUGCUGCCAGAUGCUGCUCUCCCACCAUGUGGACCCCUCUCUGCGGGAUGAAGAUGGCUACACAGCAAUGGACCUGGCUGAGUACCAUGGACACCGGGACUGUGCCCAGUACCUGAGAGAGAUGGCCCGGCCGGUGCCAGUCCUGAUGGCGCCCCCGCCCCCACCAUUCCCACCCCCACCACUGUCGGCGGCGAGGCUCUCCCAGGAGGAAGGAAGAAGAGGAGGAUCAGGGCUUGAAAACCCCCCGUCUGCAACGCUCAGCCUGGCCUGCCCCGGCCAGCCUGUCCCAAGGGAGCCAAUAGCCUGCACAGCCCCACCGAGGGUCACCACCAGUGCCCCGACUGCCUCCAAGGAGCCAGAGAUGGAGGUGGUGGACUCCCCUGGCAGCCUGGCCAGUCUGAAGCUGGAUGAGCUGCCUUCAGGGGACCUCGACGGGCUGGUGCCCACGCAGGACGAGCGGGGCCGGCCCAUCCCUGAGUGGAAGCGGCAGGUGAUGGUGCGGAAGCUGCGGGCACGCCUGGGGGCGGACCUCCCACCUGAGGCCCAGGAUGACAACGGGACCUCGGGCCCUACCCCUGCAGAGCAGGCUGCCUGGCGCUACUCACAGACACACCAGGCCAUCUUGGGCCCUUUUGGGGAGCUGCUGACGGAGGAUGACCUGGUCUACCUGGAGAAGCAGAUCUCUGACCUGCAGCUCCGGCGCCGCUGCCAGGAGUAUGAGUGUGAGCUGGGCCGACUGGCCGCUCAGCUGCAGGCCCUACUGCCCGAGCCCCUGGUCAGCAUCACCGUCAACAGCCACUUCCUGCCUCGGGCUCCCGCCCUGGAGGACGAGGCAGCCCCGGCCCGGGCAGCUGAGCCCGAGGCCCCCGCAGAGACCCGGAAGGCUGAGCCCAGCGGGCAGCCCUUGCCCUUCUGGUGCAGCCACAUCGGCCGCCUGGUGCGCAGUAUGUCACUGCUGCUGAAGGGCAUGAACGGGCUGGCACAGGCCGAGGAGAAGCCCGCCGCUCAGGUCUCACAGGACACCGACCGGGAGGCCCCAGCCAGGGACCCCCGGAGCGAGGCCCAGAGGGAGAUCCAGGGAUGGGGGGUGUCCGUGCGGACGCUGCGCGGCAACUUCGAGUCAGCGCCCUGCCUGCGCGACUCAGAGCCGGGCGCCUGUGAACGCGGGCAGCCGCCCGGGCAGUGCCCAAGAGUCUGCUGGUCGGCACCCCCGCCACGCCAAGGCAGCCCAGUGGGUGGAGAGCCUGGACUGGGCUACACCGAGGAGGCCAGUGACUCUGGCAUCAGCUGCGAGGAGGCCCUGUCGGAGGCUGGCGCGGGGACGGGCCUGGACCUGGGCAGCCUGCGCAAGGAGCGCAUUGUCAUGCUCUUCCUCAGCCACUGGAAGAAGUCCGCCUACACACCUGCCCUCAAGACGGCUGCCUGCAGGACCCUGGAGGCCCGCCGCUCCUGCCCCAGGGGCCCGGAGGCCGCCAUGAGCCCCGAGCCGCCCGCCCCGCCCAGUGAGGGUGCCCGGCUCGGCCACCUGUGGCAGCAGCGCAGCAUCAUCGCCCACUUGUUGGGCAACUGGAAGGCCAUCAUGGCUCACGUGCCAGCCCGGCAGCUGCGGAGGCUGAGUCGGAGGCCCGGUGGGCCCCUGUCUCCAGAGCAGUUCCUGCCCCACGUGGACGGGGCACCCGUGCCCUAUGGCAGCCUCUCACUGGACCUCUUCAUGCUUGGCUACUUCCAGCUCCUAGAGUGUGACCUGCCGGCUGAGGAGCGCAAGAUGCGCCACCUCCUCUGCUUUGAGGUCUUCGAGCACCUGGGCACCCACGGCUGGGAGGCUGUGCGUGCCUUCCACAAGGCUGUGACCGAUGAGGUGGCCGCUGGCCGCCGAGCCUGGACUGAUGGCUUUGAGGACAUCAAGGCCCGCUUCUUCGGCUCCAGCCAAGGUCUUGCCUGGGACUCAGAGCCAGGCCGUAAGUCAGGCCUGACCCCACUCGGGCCCCUGCCACAUGCCGCCUCCCCCCGCAGCGUCCCAGGGCCCAUGGGCCCUAGGCUGGGAUCUGGCUCCCAGCGGGGCAGCUUCAACAGUGAGGACAUCUGUGGCUACAUCGACCGGAGCUUCGCCUUCUGGAAGGAGAAGGAAGCCGAGAUGUUCAACUUCGGAGAGUAACGGGCAGCAGCUGCUUGGUGGAACGGGGCUCCGUAGAAACCUAGAGUUCCAUUCUUCUUUUUCUUUCCUGACCCAGAAAUUUUUGUUCCUUGAUGCCCUUUCUGGUGCCCUUCUCUGAGUGGCAACAUGGCGUCAUAAUCCAUCCAUCAGACAGCCCUGAAGCAGGGUGACUGGCCCUUCUGCCCCUGUGCUCCCCUGCCAGCCUAUUUCUGGUAGCCACUGGUGUCCUGUCCCUCAGCUUCCUGGUGUGGUGGUCUCAGGCACACCCAAAGUCCACACCUACCUUCCUUGGGGCCUUAGGGGCCAAACCCAGGUCCAAGCCCUGUUCUGUUCCUUCUGGCAACCUACCAUCUGCUAAAGGGAAGGGAAGUCUGGGCUUGGAGAGUAGUGUCCAUAGUGAGAGGAUCCAUCUGAGAGACUUCCAGGGGUUCUCUGGGCCCAACCCUUAUUCACCUGCUGGUCACUCACAGCUGCCCACUCUGGUGCCACAGAGGACCUAGUCCCCAACAGAAUGCUUUCUGUGAGGCCCCUGUCUCCCAACUAACAUGCUCCUCCCAAGGCUGGAGGCAGUGGCAGGGCUCCAGGAGCCACGAGAGCAGAGACACCAGGAAUGUCCUUAGGAGAAUCGUAGAACAAUCCUCAGAGCAAGGGAUCCAGCACUCUCUGAAGACAAGUUGAGCUGCUGGGCCUAGAGAGCCCACGGCAAGAGUGGAGCAGCCAGGGGUGUUCACUCAUAGGGCACCCCUUCUCCAUGUGGGCUCAGGGACAAGGGAGAGAAGUUGCGCACCCUUGGGGCCCCCAGGUACCUGGGAUGGCUGACUGUGGGGUGUGGCUUGCCCCCAGCUCCUCAUAGUUGUCAAAAGAAUGGACUCAGUUGGAACCUGUGAGGGCUUUGGGACGGGGGCUUUAUGGGGUGACCCCAGUUGGUCACAGGAAGGGGUUCAGGACUUCUACAGUGGCUGCCACUUUUUGUAGUGAGACUCCUUGGGGGAAAGGCAAGUACAAUGGUGACAGGCCACCUUCAGAGGUCUCCUGCCACCUCCUCACAGUGUUUCCCACCUCACUGCUGGGCGGGGGAGCCUUAUUCUGGGACACUUAAAGGGCAGCAGAAAGUUGCCUGGAACAGGGCCAGCAUAGCUGACCAUUGGGGUCCUGUGGAAAGGGACCUUCAGGGAGAUGCAAAGUUGAUAUGGGAGAUGGGUGGCCAGUGCUAACAGGCCACGAAGGACAGUAGCCCAGGCCUUGUUCCAGGCUGCCUACAGCUCUCUCUGGGGUGGCUUUUUCUAAGGCCAAAGAUCCUCUCCUGGACCUGAAACUGGAUGUGUGUUUGCUAACAAAUUCCCUGUCCCUGUCUAGUGCUCACUCUGUGGCUAUUGACCCUGACCCCUGGGAGAGCCACCUGUGUCCAUAGAGACCCAGCUCAUUGCUACAACAGCACCAAGACAGGACUUCAGUCCCACACGGACCUCAACUCUUAAAUGGCAUCCUGGGCCUGCAGGUGCAGAGCUGACAAUGGCCUGCCCAUGGGAGGGUGGGGUAGAAGGUAGGGGAGGGAAGGGCUCUGUCCAGAGGGUCACCAUCAACUCAGACACCUUACUUCUUUAGAGAGAUGCUCCAGAAAUGCCUGUGCCCUGGACUGGGUGGGAAUAAGAAGUGGAUCUUUGGUUCUAAUGGUCAACAGGCUGGGAGGCCUCCACAUAGGUAGAGGCCAACCUCACAGGCCAUGUUGCCACUGUUCAGACCUGCUGGCCACCUGUAAAUAUGUCAUCUAGCUGGCAAAAAUCCACUGAGGACAAAGGUGGCCAGAUGCAGAACAAGACUUCCUGGUGAGUUAAAAAUGUAGGAGUCAGGGCCCUUCCCCCAGCCCAUAAAUAUAAGCAGAAAAACAGGAACUUAUGCCAAGAGAGAGUGCCACCACCUUUUCCUGUGACCAGGUGAGCAUAGUAAGAUGCUGGUGCUCCUCAGACCAUGAUGUGGGUUCAGUGCAAAGUCAAGGUUUGUAAAAAUGACUCUAGGGCUGGAGAGAUGGCUUAGCAGUUAAGGCACUUGCCUGCAAAGCCAAAGAACCCAGGUUCCAUUCUCUAGGACUCAUGUAGGCCAGAUGCACAAGG
Messenger RNA from Jaculus jaculus (lesser Egyptian jerboa), 5925 nucleotides. It is a transcript of the gene Espnl, whose product is annotated as espin like. The transcript has 9 exons. The coding region runs from base 443 to 3814 and encodes 1123 amino acids. Gene Ontology annotation, molecular function: actin filament binding. The record is from RefSeq and is a predicted model, not a curated record. Lineage: Eukaryota; Metazoa; Chordata; Mammalia; Rodentia; Dipodidae. Gene Ontology annotation, cellular component: cytoplasm. Gene Ontology annotation, biological process: actin filament bundle assembly.